AUGACUUCCUCUUCUCAUGGUGUCGUGGCAUUACCGAUUUGGUCAGAGCCAACCACCACGCCUGGCCCGAAUCCUCUGAACAGACACACCAAUGAUAGAUUUAUCACCGUCAUUCGUUACCCUCGCCAGAUCGCCACGUCUGCGAUCUUCUCCCAUCCUGAAGAUGGCUCCGAUUCGGACCAUCGGACCAGUCCUUGGAUAGCGGACGAAGUUGGCUCAAAGAAUCAACAAGACGGCAAGGAGCAAAGCGAAGAACCCGCUCCUCACCGGAACGAUGCUGCUUCGAAUCAACCAGAAGACAUGAUGGAUUCAGUUCCGGAUGAAAUAAAAUCACAGCCUCGGUUUUGGAGUGAAGACCCUGCUACUUCCAAAGCUGCAGCCACCACCGGCCCACCCGCAAAGACCAAAAACACUGCCGUUACAAAGUCCACCAAAUCCGAAUGGGGCCUCGACAAGGGUUCCAUCGCGGCGGUCGUUAUUAUUUCAGUCUUGACCUUUGGCUGUCUCGCUUUCCUGGGAUAUUGGUACGUUGCGAGAGAGUGUAAAGUACGCCGUCGCCGUCGACUCCGUGCAAAUGACAACCCAUUCGACCAAUCGUCCCUCACACUGGGUGAAGAGACGAGCAAGGCACUGGACGAGUUCCUCAUGAAGGAUGUCGAGCCAGAGCGUACUUCCGUUAUGUUCAGUCGCAGUCGCUCGCCAUCAAUUGUCUACGCCGUGGACGAAGCCGAUCGUCGAAGUUCCAAGGUCUCGCGAAACAGCUACGAAGCGAGUCUCAACAGUAUACUCCGAAUGGACCCACUGUCUCGAGAAUCAGCAGACGGAGCAAGACCCAGCUUUAUAAUCUCAGAACUGACCGAUUCUUCGGGCUCGAAGACAGCCUCCAGUGGUUCCAAGACUGGUUCGAGCGGUUCGAAAACUGUCUCGAAGAGCAGUAGCUUGAGUGGUUCGAAGAGUGGUUCAACUGAUCCAACGAACAGUGACUCGACACCAGCCACAAUAAUACCAUCAACAUCAACCACAUCGCCCCGCGCAUCUCUACAGCUCUCACCGCGUGCAUCGGUGGGGUCAAGUAUACUACCUCCGACCACAAGAUCCUCGCAACUUUGGGCAACAACAUCAGCCGAGACGACGGAAAAGAGUUCUCUUCUCAGCGACGACCAGAGAAGCCCGCGCUCAUCGCUCUCAAGUUCCUACAGCUCAAAUCUCAUGCUACCCAGCUCGGUGAGCUCACUGGCUCCUUCUUAUUCCCGCUCCCAGCGGACGUCAAAUGGAUCCCAGUCUUCAGGUCGAUACUUUGUUCAGAAUCCCGUUCGCUCUAUGCCUCGCAUGAUCAACGAUUCCGGCCACUCUCGUCGCAAUCAUCAAAGGUCUUAUAGCAGUCGUUCUAUGACUAUCUCGCCCAUUGAGGAGUCUCCUGACUCUUUGGGUACUGCGCCACAAACGUCGAUAUUUCGGUUUUCUGAUACCUAA
Molecule: messenger RNA, 1473 nt
Organism: Penicillium manginii
Lineage: Eukaryota; Fungi; Ascomycota; Eurotiomycetes; Eurotiales; Aspergillaceae
Exons: 1
Coding region: 1-1473 (490 amino acids)
Source: RefSeq, a predicted model, not a curated record